Messenger RNA from Oppiella nova, 345 nucleotides. The record is from the annotation of a GenBank genome assembly. Lineage: Eukaryota; Metazoa; Arthropoda; Arachnida; Sarcoptiformes; Oppiidae.
AUGGAUUUCCACGUAUUUGUCGAUCGCAACGAUUUUCACAGCGGAGACCCAUUUAACGACAGAUCGCUGUUUAAUCUGAUGGGAGACCAGUGGAGGAAAAUGCGAUCAGUGAUAAGUCCGACCUUCUCGAGUGGCAAAAUGCGAGCAAUGCAUCCCAUUAUCAUUGAUUGCGUGAAGAGAUUAGAGGAGUAUUUGGAGAAAAAGGCCGCAAAUAAAGAAGAGUUAGAAAUGAAGAAAAUAAUGGGAAACCUGACGAUGGAUGUGAUCGCUUCGUGCGCUUUCGGCACCAAAAUAGACACACUUAUAUGCCGUUCGGAAUGGGACCCCGAAAUUGUGUGGGAAUGA